AUGUCUGCAUCUUUAAACCAGACACCCGCUACUAAUCGAAGUCAGUCAAAACGAAAGAAAUGUGCUAACCCCAGUCGUGGAGAUAUCGGUGAAAUUUUCAAUGAUGACUGGGAAGAUGUUGUGCUUGGUCCUAAAAAGCGAUUAUUACAACCUGUCGGCGUUAACUUCGAGUCAUUGCCACAAAAUGUAUAUGAAUUUGUCAAAAUAAAAAAAAACGAAUUAGAAAUAUUACCUGAAAACAUAGGAAAAACAUAUCUUCCGCAUUCACGAGAUCCAUUUUCUAUCGUAUUGGCAAAUUCAGAUCCAAUUCGAGUUUCACAAUUGGAAUCUUGUUCAUUGAACAAUAAGCUGCCUCGUAAAGUAGGUCACAUUUUCAAUGUUGGUGGAUCUAUUUGGGCGAUGGAUUGGUGUCCUAAUAAACAAAAUCAACAUAAUCAAUAUUUGGCUAUAGGUGGUUACAAGUCAACUACCGAAGAACAUCACUAUAUUGCCCGGCGCCAAAAAAACGAUGUGAAUUACGCGAUACAAAUUUGGAAGAUAGAUUGUCAAGAUGAUGCCACUUCCAUAAAGGAUCCAAAAUUGGACAUAGUUAUUUGUCAUGAAUAUGGAUGUACUUUUGAUUUACAAUGGUGUCCUUAUGGAGCUCAAGAUGAUUGCGAGGAUGCGUUCGAAGGUCAAUCUGAGAAUUUCAUCCCAAAAUUGGGAAUGCUUGCGGCAUCUUUCAGUGACGGAUCUAUUGGAAUAUUUGCUAUCCCUCAAUCAGAUUAUGUACGACAUAAGUUUAACUUGUCUCAAGAACCACUAUACGUAAAAUUUUCGAACCCAUUGUUGGUUCUCUCGUUACCUCAGGUUCUUUGUUGGACCGUUAGUUGGGGUGGUCACAAAAAAAUUGCCACCGGCUGCACUAAUGGCGAUAUAGCAAUAUGGGAUAUUGAAGACAUUUUAACAUCUAAUGCCACGAAUGAGACUCUUAAUGAUUCAGAAGCUCAUGAUUCGUGUAUCCGUCAAAUAACAUGGAAUUCUAUUGAAAAUCCUAGCCACACCUUGAGUUGUGGACACGAUGGUAGAUUGCUUAUUUUUAAUGAACGUGAGCCAUGGUUUAAAAACAUGAUUCAGCGAAUUAGAGCAUUCAUGAUGACUGCGUGUUGGCCGUGUCAUUAUGGCGGAAUCGCCUUUGCAGAUACUGAUAACACAAUAAGAUAUAUCCGUAUGGACGACCUGAAAAAGACAACCGGACUAAUUAUGCACCAUGCUAACGUUUUUAGAAUAGCGGCGUCUUAUUUUCACCCAUUUAUGGCGAGUUGUUCAGCAGAUGGUACAGUAAAAAUGGCAAAUAUUUGUCGAUUAAGAGAUAGGCAUCAGAAACCGAUACAAGUGACUUUAUACCGUAUUGGAUUAGACGAAGACCAAAAAACUGUUUUGUUUUGGGACAAUAUUAAAUCUCAGGAAACAACUGUUACAUACCAUACCUCGCAAGCUUUUAGUCACUUUUUUAAGCCGGAAGUGUCUAUUCAGCGUAUAGCAUGGAAUCCAAAUCUUAAUGCAGGUACAUGGAUUGCGUCUGGCGGUACAUUAGGUCUGGUCAGGGUCGAAUCUGCUGAUCGUGAAUAA
Messenger RNA from Dentiscutata erythropus, 1611 nucleotides. The record is from the annotation of a GenBank genome assembly. Lineage: Eukaryota; Fungi; Glomeromycota; Glomeromycetes; Diversisporales; Gigasporaceae.